UGCCAGUGUUCUAGAUAGACUAAAUGCGUUAUUAGAACCAGGAGGUGUGUUGAGUGUUAAUGAAAGAGGUGUUAUUGAUGGACAGAUACCCACUAUUAAACCACACCCUAAUUUCAGAUUGUUUCUAGCUAUGGACAGUAAAUAUGGUGAGAUAUCUAGAGCUAUGAGAAAUAGAGGAGUAGAAAUUUAUAUACCAGGAGAGGUUGAUGGUUGUACAUAUAGUAGACUAGACAUACUAUCAAUGUUAGAGGGUAUCGGUAUACGUAGUUACAGCAUCAAACAUUGGCUAAUAUCAGUACAUGACAGUGUUAAACAGGAACUACCAUACACCGAGAAGCCUACUAUAACUGACCUACUGCGAUGUGGUGUAGUUGUUAAACAGCAGUUAGAUAAAGGAAUGCCUUUAAUACAAUCCUUACAACAGGCAGCUCAUGAUGUUUACUUACGUAGUUUGAAGACAAAUUCUAGUAAAAAGCAUGAAUUUCCUCAUUUAAAGCAAAAGACACCCGAAUCUAUUGAUGAUUAUAGUCACCGAUUAUCACGUAAAUGUGACCAAGCCUAUCCAUCCUUUUCCAAAGCAAAUAAACUGACUCUGUGUGCCCAACAUUUUGUUGAAGGGUUGUAUUCUGAUCCUGUAAAGGUUGAUUAUCUGUCAGAAUCCUGA
Molecule: messenger RNA, 664 nt
Organism: Lottia gigantea (owl limpet)
Lineage: Eukaryota; Metazoa; Mollusca; Gastropoda; Lottiidae
Exons: 4
Biological process (GO): ribosomal large subunit assembly; rRNA processing
Cellular component (GO): preribosome, large subunit precursor
Source: RefSeq, a predicted model, not a curated record